Messenger RNA from Cuscuta epithymum, 2881 nucleotides. Lineage: Eukaryota; Viridiplantae; Streptophyta; Magnoliopsida; Solanales; Convolvulaceae. The record is from the annotation of a GenBank genome assembly.
CCUCGAACCAGACUCAGAGUUAAAUUUCUCAAAAGAAGCAAUAUAACUCGUUGAUCCUUUAAUAGGCACAACUAAGCCAAAGACGGUUACCUCAAUCCUUCCAUCACUCACAUCCAAAUCCACAGUCUUACAACAGAAACAAACAAAAAUGCGAAAAAACACACAAAAAAUAAAAUUGUCUCGAAAGAAAAAUAAUAAUACUAAUGAUGUAAAACUCUUGUCCCAACCUUCCGAACAGCACAAUCUCCCAUAUCCUUCGCCCUGGUCCUGACUGAAGCAGCUUCGGCGGGCUUACUGGUUGAAGCCCGCCACUUCACCGCUUUUUGCUCCAUCAAGCGCCAUGUUGUCCCCCACGAGCCUGUCCUCUCUCUGGGUUUCCCAAAUCCGUCUUCUUUUUUGUUCUCCCGAUGCCUCCUCAUUUGUUUCAAUUUCCACGCCUCUAGUUGUGUUCUGCGUUGUUUCUAGGAUAGACUCCUUCCCCCCUCCUCCCAUUCUGCUAUCAAAUUUAUUGUCCCCCAUAUUCAUGUGAUCCCUGCUAGAACUUGACGAUCCGUCCACCAGCCAUUUAUUUUCUCCUAUUGGGCUAGUGUUCACCCCGCUACCUGUUCUAAGCUGGACCUCGAAAUUUUUCACCAGAUCCAGAUCCUCUUCAUAAGUCAGUAGGCGAAAUUUAUCUGAAUGCCCUAUUAUGCCGCAUAUAAAACAGAAGUUGGGAGCUUUUCAUACCAAUAUCUUCUUCCUUCUUUCUUAAGAUUAGUACUCUUUUUCAAAGGCUUUUCCACAUUCAUACUCACCCUGACUCUCAUAUAAGAUUCCCACUUCUCACUAUACUCAUUAUCAUCAUAUCUUAUAAAUUUUCCAAUAAAAGUACCAACUCACCUAGCAGUACCUAUAUUCACUAGGUUGUAGGGAGCAUCAUGAACUUGAACCCAUAACUCAUCCUCAUUUAAACAAAUUUUAUGUGGAAUAUCAUCCGGAUUAACUUCUUUCAAAAUCAGCAAAUUACGCUCAAAUUUCCAAGGACCACCAUCUAGCACAUGUUUCAUAUCAACAAAAUGAUAAAAAGUUAACAGGUACCUCUUAUCACCUACUUCUUUAAUCGAAAUUCCCUUCCCCGGCCUCCAUAGCGAUGACAUGAGUUCCUAGAAGGCUGGAAAUUUGACAUUCCUAUCUGUCAGCAAGAUUCCCACAACCGGGAACCCCGGUUUAUUCUCCACAACCGGAGAAUCCUCAAGAUCAGCUUCAUCGAGAUCCAUUUAUUCUUCCCUUGCACCAAUCGCCAUCUUUUUAUAUUGAUCAACAAAGCUUUCCAUGCAAUCCAGAUGUCUUGCCCUCUUACUGAAACAACCGUCGGUGUUGUGGGCUCCGUCCAGGUCCUCUUGAAGUCGUUGAUCCCAAACCAGAAGCCCUACACGCCCCUCAAGCGAAACCUCCUUCCAAAACCAGACUGCCGAAUCCGAUUGCCGAUAACCCACAAGAGGCUGGAAAACCAGCCCCGCUCCUCAGUUUUGCCGAUAGCGGGCGAUCCUAAACUAGCGAUUACCUUACGGUAACCCUGGAGAGAGAACGGAAACUAAGGGUUUCUUUGUUAAGUUCUUAUACGGAGUAGUAAUAAGUAUUAUACGAAGUACUUUUUAAUGGAUCCGAGUUCUUAUUUAGUUAGAUUUUGAAGGUUAAUUUGAUUUAAUAGGAGUAAUAGUCAAAAAAUUGUAUAAAUGAAGAAAAAUCCACUUUUGCUCUGAUGAGUACCACUUUUGCAUGUUGUACCUAACUUUCAACUUCUCCACAUCUAGUGUACAUUUUAGCUAGUGAUCAUUUGCCGUUCUUCCGACGAAAACUCUAGUACAUUUCAGCCGUUUUUUUAAUUUGAAUGACAAAUUUCAAGGUUAUUUUAGUAGUUAUACUCUAUUAAAAUGGAUAUUCCACCUAAGCCUUCCUCUCUCCCUUACGCCCUUACUCUUUCUCCCUUAGAACAAACUCUUUCUUUCUCUGAACUAAUUGUUUUGACCGACAUGGCAAACCCUAAAAACUUACCAGAGAACGAGGACACGAGCUGCUAGAGUAUUUACAAUUGGAAUGGGAUGUAGAUUACAUGGAGAAGGGACAAGAGCUCGAGAUUUUUUUUCAUUAAAUGUUUGUGUUAAUGGCAUGGUAUUAUGCUUUUGGACAAGGUAGGGUACGGAUUCCGUUUUUAAUGAGAUUCUAUUUUCAUUUUACCUUUUUGGAUUUGACAAAUGAGACUAUAUAUAUUCUUUUUCCUUUUUUACUUUACCUAAACAUCUGUGUGUACUAUGAAAAUUUAGUAUUUAUGAUACUUUUAUUAUGUAUAUAUUUAUUUAGUUAUGAGAGACACUUUGAAUGACUGAACUACCACAUUAAAUGCUUUUUAAGUAGCCCUGUGUAAAACCACAUUUACUCUAACAUUGUUGUGUGGAGGAAGAAUCGGUGAGACAUGCACACCUUGUUAAAGGGAGGCACUAUCCAUUUGUUUUGUGAUCCAGAUGUGGAUGAAUUUGGGUUAACUGUAUUGAAUGAGAAACUACAAAAACUUGGUUGCACCGAGAAGGUGAGGACAGUGCUUUCCUAUUCAGUUUCUUCAUUAAAUGAUUUGAAAGGUGACUCGGGCAUUUGGGAAUUUGGGAAUAAUGGUAGUGUGGUUAAGGUUGUGGAGUUAUGGGUUGAAUUAGAUGAAUUGGAUGAGGGUGGAGAUGUAGAUGAUGACCAUUCAGACAUUAAUUAUACUUACAGUGAGAAGGAUCGAAAAGAUUUUCUUUUGGGGAUGAUAAAGAUUCUUAUCUAGGGGACUUCAUUUGUAAAGAUGGUGUUGAUUUUACAAAUAACAUAGCUUGAAUAGUUGAAUAUGGAGGAUUGCACACCAACA